AUGGUGAGAGAAAGCAAAAACAGAGAAGGUACUGUCAAAGGUAAUGGACUUUGGAGGCAUUACAAUUUGGGCCCUAUGAAGAGCCCACAGGCUCUGAAUACGUGUGAACCGUGGGCCAGCGCCAGCAUGGGAGUUGCUGAGACAGCACGUGUGGACCUGUUGGAGUUCUACACUGUAACGGGAGAGUGA
Molecule: messenger RNA, 189 nt
Organism: Sphenostylis stenocarpa
Lineage: Eukaryota; Viridiplantae; Streptophyta; Magnoliopsida; Fabales; Fabaceae
Source: the annotation of a GenBank genome assembly